Molecule: messenger RNA, 426 nt
Organism: Colletotrichum graminicola M1.001
Lineage: Eukaryota; Fungi; Ascomycota; Sordariomycetes; Glomerellales; Glomerellaceae
Exons: 4
Coding region: 1-426 (141 amino acids)
Biological process (GO): DNA-templated transcription
Cellular component (GO): RNA polymerase III complex; RNA polymerase I complex
Molecular function (GO): protein dimerization activity; DNA-directed RNA polymerase activity; DNA binding
Source: RefSeq, a predicted model, not a curated record
AUGCCCGGCAGAACCACCUCGGAAGACGUCCCCAUGGACGAGGCGCCCACGUCUCACCAGCCCGAGGAGGAGGAGGCCGAGGCGCAGGAGGGGUCGCCCGAGCAGGAGGAGGAAGAGGAAGAGGAGGAGCCCCAGCGCGUCAAGAUUCUGCCUGGCUCGACGGACACAGCCGCCUCGUUCGAGUUCAUCGACGAGGGCCACACGCUUGGCAACGCGCUGAGAUAUAUCAUCAUGAAGAACCCCGACGUGGAGUUCUGCGCCUACGCCAUCCCUCACCCCUCCGAGGCCAAGAUGAACAUUAGAAUCCAGACAUACGAUGGCACCGCAGUCUCGGCUCUGCAAAAGGGUCUCAAGGACUUGCAGGCCCUCAGCGACACCGUCGCCGAGGAGUUCAUCCGCGCCAAGGAGGAGUUUGGCCGCUCGUAG